This is a messenger RNA of Oxyura jamaicensis (ruddy duck), 1053 nucleotides long. It is a transcript of the gene MANSC4, whose product is annotated as MANSC domain containing 4. NCBI's taxonomy places the organism in Eukaryota, Metazoa, Chordata, Aves, Anseriformes, Anatidae. The transcript has 3 exons. Bases 1 to 1053 code for a protein of 350 amino acids. The record is from RefSeq and is a predicted model, not a curated record.
AUGGUCCUUUUGGUGGCAAUAUCAGAAGUGCUGUUGGUUCUGAUUUUGGUGGUAGAAUCAGACUCUCUCUGCACACCCACUAUGUUUUACAAGAACUGCUGGAUUCGACACUUCCCAGGUCUCUUGAUUGACCUGCAGGAAUCACAGAAGAGGGGAGCCCAGGUGCUGAAGAUUUAUGCAGAAGUCUCAUCCCAACAGUGUAGCAGAAACUGCUGUCUUCAGAGGAAUGUUUCCUGCAACCUAGCAGUGUUCUAUCAUGGAGCUACUCAUGAGAAUAUGAAUUGCUUGCACAUGUCUUGCCCAUCACUGGAAAGUUGUAUAAUAAAGGCUAGAAUCAACGUUGUUUUGUACAACAUCACAACAGGGAUUGAUCCAGAUCUUCUUAUUUUUGAAAAAGCAACACCCAAAGAGCCAAAUAUGCACUCCUCACCUAAUAAAUAUGAAAGACAAAACAGCACAAAGACCAUCGAGUGGGAAAGAUGCCAGCAUGGUAAUGUCAUGUCAAGUUCUCUUCUGCUCCUAGCUCCAUCUUCUACCACUGGCCACGGUUUGACAGCAAACACUUACACCUCCAGUACAAACCUGAUGGUUGAAAGAAAUAAAGUUAUCACAUAUUCCAGGGCAGAAACUUCUCCUCUUGAUGACCAUUUGGCUAAGAGGACUCAUACAACUUCAGUAAGCACUAGGUCAGCCACUAGCUCAGACAAAAGAACUGUACGCUCAACUUUGAUAUCUAAAUCUGCAGAGGUGUUAUCCCACAUGCCUACUCCUCCUCAUCUGAACAGCAGUAAGCAACACCUAAAUGAAACCAAAGGCUACAGUGGUAGGAAUUAUACUUCAGACAACGAGGUACCUGAUUGGGAUGCUGCAGCUCUGGGUGUCUGGUUGAUUCCAGUUGUUCUUUGCUCUUCUCCCAUCUUCCUUUGCUGUUGUACAGUUGCUCUUGCAGCAGGGUGUUGCAGAAAUAGGACAGGUCAGUACAAUCCCAUAAGGAGAAGAAGACCAAUGUCUAGACGAGUCAUAAAAUACACUAGUGUCAAAGGUAGUUUGUAA